Messenger RNA from Mercenaria mercenaria, 5493 nucleotides. Its product is annotated as testicular haploid expressed gene protein-like. Lineage: Eukaryota; Metazoa; Mollusca; Bivalvia; Venerida; Veneridae. The transcript has 4 exons. Bases 396 to 1118 code for a protein of 240 amino acids. The record is from RefSeq and is a predicted model, not a curated record. Gene Ontology annotation, biological process: spermatogenesis.
UGUGACCAGUUCAACUGUUGUAAAAUAGAAGGUUAUGUCAAAAUCAUCGUAGAAUUUUUGGGAAAAUACUGUUACUUUUGAUUUCACUGGAAAAUAUACUUCGGAGUUGUUCAGUGUUUUUGACUAUUAUUAUUUCCAUUAAUACCUUGAAAGGAAACUUAAAUCAUGCCAUCUGCAAUUCUUGUACCUAAAAUUUAGAAUAUAAACGAAAAAUAGAAAUUCACAUCAGUGAAGAUUACUCAAGGGAGAAGCUUGUUUGUUAGAUGGGGCAGCAUUGAUAAACGUAUUAGUUAUCAAAGAUACAAGUAAAGUGUCCAGGGACCAGCCGCACAGGAUUAUUAUAUCAUUCAUUAAUUAUUUAUAAUCAGUCGGAAAGGGAGAAGGUGUAAAUAUUUAUGCAGACAAUGAAUUUGCAUCAGCUGGGACUCAACCAGUGUAGACGGUCAGUUUAUUGGGUAGAUUAUGUUCCCCCAAGACCAGGACCAAAUGGACAAACAGAAAUCAUUGCCACACCUCGUGUUCAAGAACUGGCAAGACACAGACCGCCAAGCAAACACUGGAUGGGCGACAGGAUAACACCAAUGUGGCCUGUUUCGGAUGAAGCCAAAAAUGCUCCGACGACAGAACGAAUCAUGCUGCUGAGCCGUCAUAAAACAUUUUAUGACCAUAAAUUGGAACGAUCUCCAUACAUGAGCGUCUCAGACUCAGCUAAACGGGCAACACCAAGUCAGCGAUUGGAACAACUCGCAGUACCAAAGCAACGUCAAGACCGUUUUGGAAUUUAUGAAACAGAAUGGGGUCAGUAUAAUCCAGUUUCACCGGCAGCUAUGAAGGCUUCACAUACCGAACGAAUUGAGUCACUUGCUCAGUCAAAAGGUUACCAUAAAAAUUUUCAGGAUGAACGCAGUAUACAAUGGACAGUUGGCAAUUCGGCUCUAAACGCGAUCGCUACAUUGAGAAUGCAGCAGUUAGCACGUCCAAGAAGUAGAACAAUGAUAAGAGACGAUUAUGAUCCAUAUAGAAUUUCACCAUCUGCAAAACGGGCUCGGUGCACACCUAGAAUAGAUGAGUUGUGCGUUCCACUUCCGAGAAAAGUAAGACAAAAGAAAGUUGUUUAAGUAUUGUUUGUUAUUGAAAAGUUGUUGAUUAAAAAAGGCUAAAAUAUUUAUGUUAUAUUUUCAUUUUAAGUUUAUAAAAUAUCUUUGUGUUUAAAUUUGUUGCCUGAAUUCAAACUGUUAAGAUUUUGUUAAACUUCUUUAUUUAAAGGUAUAUUUUCACUUCAGACAUGCUGAGUUGUUCCAAAAGGUUUGGUAAAUUUGAAAAUGUGACAUUAAUGCCUGUGAAUUCCUGUAUAAACUUGUAAUUCUGUUGGUUUUGAUGUGUUUAUUGAGGAUUUGUAAAAUUUGAUUUAUACAGAAAAUUCAGACUUUCAAAACAUUUUUCUGCUGUCAGUAAAUUUUUAUGUUAUUUGCUCAGUAGAGAGCGCACAGCUCACAGGGUGUUCAGUCCCCAUGUGAGGUGUGUGUUCUCCGUGACGAUUUGACCAAAAAAAAAGCUGUGUCUGAAGUCAUUUUGUCCUCCGCCUCGGAUUCAUGUGGAAAAGUUAGCAGUUACUUGUGGAGAACAGGUUAGUACUGGUACAGAAUCCAGGAGCACUGUGUAGGUGCCCACUGUCCACCGUGGCAUAACUGAAGUACUGUUGUAAAUGGUGCUAAACUGAAAACAUACAAACUGCUUGUUUAAAGGUACAGUCAUGAAUAAUUUUUUUGCAACACUUCAAAAUUUCAUUGAGGGAAAAAUAACAUUUUAGACAAUCUAGAUUUUUGAAAAUUUGAAUGUUUGUUGUUGCAUAACAAGUGUAAUCUGGUUAUGGUGGCGCAGAACAAAUGAUGCAUUUAAUCACCAGGUUUUACCUUAUAUGGUAAUAUAAAUGGUGGUCUUGUUUUCAGGUGAUCUCAGAAAAAAAUAAUUAUAAUUCAGUUUUGUAGAUUACAAGGAACAGUUAUAAUACCUUGAUAUUUUUAAGACAUGACUUGUAGGACAUGCAAAAAGAGCAUAAUGCUUGCUUCCACGUCAGUUGCUUUUGUUGGAAAUUUCCUGAUUCAAGGAUACCAGCCUGAUCCUCCAAACCGUGUGAUAACAUUUUAAAGAAAUCUUGCUUCAAAAUUCAUCUAUACAAAUUUCUCUAGUUUUGUACAUUGUUUUUUUUUUUUUUUAAAGUGGACCAAAAUGUAACUUUUCCAAAAAGGUCAUUUAUCACAUGAUUUGCAAACCUUUUUUGAAGUUUGUAGUAGUAAUGUAAUUGGUUAAAUGGAAAUGAGGUUAGUUUUCGGCUAUGGCUAAAAUGUUAGUAUUUGCAUAUUUCAGUGAUAAAUUUUUGUUUACAUGUUUAAUAUUAUAUGGGUAUUAUUUCGUUGUUUUUUUUUAAUUAAGUUUCCUGCCAGCAAUUUACAUUAUGUAGUUUAGAAUUUACUUUUUUUUUUUCAAGCUUUUAGGAUAUGCUUUAAACUUUAAAGGAAAGCUUUGCUUGGUCCAGUCUGAUUUGACUGUGUAAAAUUAUUACAAUAAUUGGCAUUUUGAAUAUAAUUUCAGUGGCCUAAGUCUGUUUAUGUCCUCCUUGCUACAGAAAGUAGUAUAGGAUAGCAAGCCAUUUAGGCAAUAUGUAAACGCUUAAGUUCUAGAGUAAUUUAAAUACAAAUUUUAAAUAUAUUAAGUUAGUACAUGCCAGACUGGCGUCAAAGUGAUGUUGUAUUAUAUUGUAGUAUAUACGGUAAUUUAUGUUGUAUUCCGCGUUUGACGUGCUGCACUUUAUGAUCUGGUGAACUUCUUGACACACAUACUUUUGGAUAAAUUCAAAUUUAUUUGCUAUUUUUUGGUGACCAGAUUCCUUUACAACUUCUCAUUUUAAGAGAGAAAACUAGUGUAUCUAUAAUAUGUAUGCAGUGAAGAGAAAUAUUGGUAAAACAUUCAAGACAUAAAGUAAUGACCAGAAAUUGUGUAAAAGUCAGUGGCUUCAUUUUAUAUCAUUUUAACUGAUGAAAACAAAUCAGAUUCUGUCUUUUAUUUCAAACAGUCUUUUCAAGAAUUUUACCAGAUAUAUUCAUAUCGUUUGCUGUGAUUUUGUUAUAACUGUUCACGUGCAAUAUGUAGCUUUCCUCACCUAGUGACGUCCUAUCAGUAUUCCAUAUAUUGUUGUGUAUUUCUUGUUAUUAGGCCAAAAAUACGACAUUUGCUUCCUGUCCAUCAGUCUGACUUUAUUUUAAAGUCAGGCUUCUAGUUUUUAUUUGCAAACCGCUUUGCUUUGUACUUUUGAAGUACAAUUCCACAGAUAUUUGAAGGAAAAAAGACAAUAUUUUUCCCUGUUUCUGAUAAGGGUACUUGAAGCAGAUCCAUAUUUUAUUGUUUGGCCUAUGUGUGAAUUGUUUUCAUUAUUUUCAACAUUUGAUUUUGCCAUCUUUACCACAUGCGGCAGUAUUGUUAAAUGGUAAACAAACUGGUCAAUGCAAAAAGGAAUUAAUUGUUUUUUGUAUGUUUGUUUGGCCUAGUUGAUUGUUUUUUGCACUGACCUUUUUGAAAUAUAUAUAUAUGUGUUGAUUAUAUAUCUGGGUUUGAUGUAUAUUAAGGUUAUGUGUGUCAUCUCACAUGUAGACUCUGUGUUAAACUAACGGCAGAUUCAAAUCAGUUUCUGGAUUAAAAUAAACUCCAUGUGGUCACUAGAGAAACAUUAUUUUAUAUAUUGAAAAUUUAAAAUAAUACACCAACAUGCAGUUUGGAUUUAUUUCAUGAAAGAAUCCUGCCAUCUUUUCUGCAUGUCUUUAUAUGUGAUAUGGCUCAAAUAACAGUGUUUGGUUUUAAAAUUAUCCAUGUACAUUAACUUUGUUUACAGUCCUGACAUUAGAGAAGAAAAAUAGUGGUAUAUUGAAAUUCCAAUGAAAAUGAAAACUAUAGAAUUGUUGUAGUAAAUUGUUUUAUAAUCAAAUACUUCGUGUUGUUAUGACCAUUGCUCAGUAUUUAUUUCACAGUAUUACAUAGCAUAGUCAAAUUUUGCUGUUAGUUGUUUAUAUACACAAUUAAGAUAUAUUUUACACAAUUAAAUUAUAUUUUACACAAUAAAGGUAUAUUUAAUAGAUAUAUUUACACAAUUAAUUGGUGCACGAUACUAGCAGGAAUGUAGCCUUAGUUUGUAUAGUAGCAAAGAGAAAAAUGGCAUUAGAAUAACAUGGUAGUUGCAAACUAUGACACCGUAAAGAAACUGUCAGUAGCUACAGAAUAGUAGUUUGAAAUUAUGCCUUUGAGAACUUACAGCAAGAUAUAGCACUGUAUUCAUGAAUAUCAAUUCAUGAAAUGAAGUAAAUUCAGAAAGAUUUUGAAAAAAAAAACUUUCCUUUUUUGGAAAAAAUAAUGUUUUUUUUUUUUGCUGUCAUAUUGCUGGUGUACACAAACUUACAGAAUUAAGGAUAUUACUUAGAUAGUUUAUCAAGCUUGUUCUGUAUCUUGCCUGAGUUAUUGUCUAUAAUUAAAAUGAUUUCUUUUAUGUUUAGGGAUAUUGUAAUUGUUUUGUCUCAUGUAGGAAUUUUCAAAGUUUUUAUAUGUAGCAGAACCUAUUUAUUUUCAGAGUUACCGUAUAACGGGUAUUUUCUAUCUGCUGCUAAUUUAUACUAUUUUUCACGACCAAAUCAAAUUUGUAAAUAUUGGCCUCGUAUAAAUUUGCCGUGUAAAGUCAAGUAAACUGGUAGACCUUGUGAUUUCGUAAAUUUUAAAAUCGUAUAUAAUAAAAUCAUGUGUUUUUAACCCAAAUGCGUCAACUUUUACAGCAGUAAAAAUAACCCGUUAUACGAUACUUUCUAUAAAUAUAAUGUCUGUGACAGUGAAUUAUAUACAACCCAAAGUUUAUUAUAUGCACAGUGUCUCAAUAAAAAGGAUCAUCUCACAAUGUAUAAAAUCUUUUGUUUAUAUUCAAUAGCAAACUUUUUUGUACAUUUUAUGAAGCUUAUUUCAGCUUCAUUGAAAUUAAGAGGACCGGUACAAAACGAACUUAAUGGCAUUCAUGUCACCCAACUUUUGAAAAUAAGAACAGCUUAACACCAGUAAAAUUUUUGUAGAUUUCACAAUAGUAAACUUUCUGUAGAAAUUCGUUUCUACAAUUUGUUGGAAGUGAUACAAAGAUUAAAGAAAGAUACUUAACUGGCUUGCUUAAAAUUGUCACAGUAACUACAUGUUAUACCAGUAUUACAAUAUCUGACUUAAUGUGGCAUUUCCAGAUUUUAGUAGCAUAGAUACAUUGUCUCACUGCAACAACAUAUUAUAUAAUUAUCUGUUUUACAUUAUCAUGUUUUACUAUGCACUGGUUUGUAAAAACUUUUGUUAUAAUUUAGUCAUAUAUAUUUGUUUUUUUUGCUAUAUAAUUAUAUCAAAGCUAUCUGUGAUGUUUGUAUAUCUUUCGUGAUACUUUUUGUUGUGGUUUGAUCAAAUAAAAGUUUUCUUUUUUGCAAA